AUGAGCAGCUCAAAGCACGAAACGGAAAAGGGCGAGUCCAUCGCUGUCCACAUUGCGGCUCCCGCUCAACCAGCCCCCAAGCCCGUGAGAUCGUCCUUCAAAAACCUCUUCGCCUUCACCCGCCCAGCCCAUGUCUCACUCAUGGUCACCGCUCUCUGCGGCUCAGCCGUCAUUGCCGCCGGCCGUACCGCCUACGCUGUUCUUCUGGGCAAGAUCUUUGAGGUCUGCACCUCUUACGGCGCAGGAAUCAUCGCCGCAUCCGACUUGCUUCACCAGGUCUCUCACUGGUGUCUGUACAUGUUCCUCCUUGGAAUCGGUAUGUGGGUGGUUUGCAGCUUUGACGUUGCACUUUGGGUCAUGGCCGGCGAGUUGCGCGCAAAGACGACCAGAGAGACUCUAUUCUCGACCCUGCUCAACAAAAGUGCGGCUUGGUUCGAUCUUCGUGAGCAUGGCAUGUCCAGCUUGAUGACUGCCAUCCAGACACAAGCCCGCGAACUCCAAAUGGGCACCUCCCAAGUGUUCGGCUUUCUAGUCUGCGACCUCCUCGUCUUUUUCUCGUGCAUCAUCGUCGCCCUGUACUACUCCUACAAGCUGACACUGGUCAUGCUCUCCACCGCUCUGCCGUCUGCCCUCAUCCUCUGGCUCAUCGCCCGCUUUCUCGACCCUGCCAUCGCCGGCCAAAAGCGCGAACUGGCCGAGGCUGCUAAGCAUGCAACGGCUGCCACGACCGCCAUCGACCUCGUCAAGGCUUACAAUGCGGCAGACCAUGAGUCUUUCCAUUUCAUUUCGGCUGUGCGACGCUCGUCCAAAUACUACACCCGUCAGGUGCUGUCCAACAAUGGGCAGAUGAGUUACAUCAAGCUGUGGAUGAUGUCGCUCUUCGUUGUUGGUUUUUACUUUGCCGUCGUGCUCGUCAACCGGGAGGAACUGACCCCCGGAAACGCCUUGACGACCUUCUACUGCGCCCUCAUCUCCUUCCAGUCCCUUCAAAACCUCGGCCCUCAAUGGAUUAUCCUAGCCAAAGGGAUGGCAGCAGGCCAAUCUCUUCAAGAUCUCGUCCGCCAAGCUGAUCCCGGUCAGACCAAAACUUGUCAAGAGCCUGGCGGCCUUCGACCCCCUACCUGUCAAGGCGACGUCACUCUCUCCAACAUAUCCUUCGCCUACCCGUCCUCACCCUCCAAUUUGGUCCUCCAGCCUUCAUCGUUUCACUUUCCACCCGGCUCUCUGACCUUCAUCGUCGGUCGUUCCGGCUCUGGCAAGUCCACGCUCGGCAAUCUGCUCGUCCGUUUCUAUGAACCUUUGACAGGCCAAAUCACUGUCGAUGGACAACCCAUCACACGACUCGACCUAGGAUGGGUCAGACAGAACAUUACCCUGAUCCAGCAAUCCAGCGUUUUCUUCAACGAUAGUCUAUUCCAGAACGUCGCAUUUGGAGGCUAUCAGCCCGACCGCGUCACAGUGGAAGACGUCAAAGAAGCCUGCUCCAUGGCCUUGCUACAAACCACCGUUGCCGGAAUGCCUCAAGGUCUAGACACGCAAAUCGGACCUGGCGGUUAUUCGCUCUCUGGCGGACAGCGUCAGCGCCUGGCUUUGGCGAGAGCCAAGAUCCGCGAUCCGCCCGUGUUGAUCCUCGAUGAGAUUACCUCUGGUUUGGACCCCGUGUCGAGGGGACUGAUCAUGGACGCUAUCCGUAUCUGGAGGAGGGGUAAAACAACAAUCAUCAUCACGCACGAGGUGGGUUGUAUAGGAGAGGGCGAGAUGGUUUAUGUUAUGGAGGGCGGACGAGUCGUGCAACAAGGACAUGGAAAGCAGUUGAGAGAGGAGAGAGAGGGGUUGUUUGCUGGGCUUCUAGUUCGCGGCCUGAGUCUGCGUGGCCAGAGGGGAAGUAUUGUCUUUCCCAGGUUAACGUUUGGUUAUGACCCCUACUCUUCCGCGGACAACCAACAGUCACGACCACUUUCACGAUUGUUGGGCGCGGGCAGAGUACCAGUCCACCACCCCCACCCCCACGCAAACCCCGAUCGCACUCGUGAUGUCUCUCCCUUCUCAAAGCAAGACGACCGCAGACACAGCACCUCUUCCAUCGAACUCAUCACCCAAACCGGCCUCUCAGUCAAGAAAACCCGCGUGUCUAAUGCCCGGCGGGCCCAGCACCCUGAUCCGAAGGUGAUCGAAGCUCAACUAAACGGAAGCCUGGAUUCUCUUGAGCUCUUCUUCCUCGACAAGCUCGCCAACAAGAAACAAAGAGCUGGAUUCCACAAGAAGCGUAGGAAUAGCAUGGCGUCUGUCGUUUCGGCUGCUUCCCACUCUUCCAAUGCCCAGCCAAGCAACAAGCAGCGGCACUCGGUCAACAACCGCCUCCCUUCUUUAUCGGCAAUCCUCCGCACCGUCUGGCCCACUCUCGACCUGCGCUCCAAGCUCGAACUCUUUCUGGGUGUCUGUCUGGGUCUGGUAGUAGCAGCCGCCAACCCGCUUUUUUCAUACGUCUUUGCGCAACUGCUCUCCUCCUUCUGGUCGUCUCCUUCCGCCCGACUCGCCGCCGGUUCCAAAUACGCAGGGAUCCUCGCCGCCAUUGCAUGUGUCGACGCUCUCGCUACUUUUGGCAGCUAUUACUUUUUAGAAAAGGUAGCAACAAAAUGGGUCACCACCCUCCGCUCCGAAGCCAUCACCCGCAUUCUGGCGCAACCCAAAUCGUGGUUUGACAAGAGCUCCCACAGCCCAGCCAAGAUUGUAGCAUGUUUGGAUCGCAACGCCGAAGAAAUGCGCAAGCUAGUCGGCAUGUUCCUCCCCAUUCUGAUUAUCGUCUGCACAAUGAUUACCGUCGCCAACGUCUGGGCCUUGACUAUCCAAUGGGACUUGACCCUCGUCACCCUCGCCGGUAUCCCUGCCGCCGUCAUCACCGGCCGUCUUAAUGCUUUGUUCAGCGACAAAUGGGAAUCCCGCUGCGACCAAGCUGCCUUGCGGACUGGACAAGUCCUCACCGAGACCUUCGGCAACAUCAAAGUCGUCCGCGCUCUGACGCUCGAGGGGUGGUUUACGCGGAAAUACGAAGACAAGACAAGCGAAGCGUACCAGCUCGGUUUAAGGAGGGCCACCUACGUCGGUCUCUUUUUCGGUCUCAACCAAUCCAUCGCGUACUACCUGACCGCCAUGAUAUUCUACUACGGCGCCAAGAUCUUAUCCCAGGAUCGCGCCUCGGUGACUGAUUUGCUGCGCGUCAUCAACCUCAUCUUAUUCAGUUUGGGAACCUGCGUCAACAUGCUAGCCAACGUCCCGCAGAUCGCCGCAGCAAAGGCAACAGCAACACAAAUGCUCUACUUUGCCAACCUCUCCCACUCAUCAAGCCACGAAUCCCAAGGCUCUCAGCGCAUCUCCAACCCUUUGCCCAUCCGUAUGCAAAACCUGCGCUUUGCUUACCCCUCGGCGCCCGAUACUCUCGUCCUCCGCAACCUCAACUUGACUAUCAACCCCGGCACAUGCACAGCAAUCGUCGGUUCCAGCGGCUGCGGCAAAUCAACCAUUGCUUCUCUCUUACUUAACCUCUACCCGCCUUCUGUUUCUCCUUCUGCCCCCACCAAUAAUUCCUUAACCUUCAACUCCAUCCCCUCCUCCCAAACACACACCCCCUCUCUCCGCUCUUGUGUGGCUUACAUCCCACAACACCCCUUCCUUUUACCCACCACCCUCCGCGAGAAUAUUCUCUAUGGUCUCCCUGACUCUUCUCCGUUGCGGCUUCCUUCCCACUUCCACUGUCUAGUUCACGCAUGCCAAUUAGCUUCCAUCCACGACUUCAUCAUCUCCCUUCCCGCAGGGUACGACACCGUCGUCGGCGAGGGUAGCGGUCUACAAUUAAGUGGUGGACAAGCGCAGCGUGUCAGUAUCGCGCGCACACUAGUGAGGAGUCCGAAAGUGGUGGUGGCUGAUGAACCGACUGCUAGUUUGGAUGCUGAGGGUGCAGAGGCCGUGAGGGAGGUUUUUGCUCGACUUGUUCAUGACGAAAGCAAAAAAGAAGAAGAAAUGGCAAUCGUGGUAGUAACCCACUCCAAAGAAAUGAUGCGGAUUGCCGAUCGCGUGGUGAUGAUCGAGGGAGGGAUGGUGGUUGAGGAAGGCGGGUAUGACGAGUUGAGGAGAACAAAAGGGGGGAGGUUCGCGGGAUUGGUUAGUGGAGGGGCUUGGGAUGGUGGUCAUGGUGCUGCUUCUUUGUCUGCCCGUGAUCAACAGGAACAGGGGGGAAAUCGAAGUCAUCAUCGAAGGAACGUAACUCUCACAACACUCAGUUCUUCCGACUGCGGUGGAUCCCAGAGUGUAGAGGUAGGGGAGUCUUCGAGCUCUGGGCAGUACCAGUACGGGCGUCACGGGGGGAGAUAUCAAAAUGGGCAAGAUGGAGUCAGUGACGUAAGUGAUGAGGAUUUGGACCUGGAAGAUGAAGAGAAGGUUGGGCCUUGGACUGGUGAUGGUACUGAUGCUGGUGCUGGUGCGGGUGCCGGUGCGGGUGUAAGGGUCAAUGAAGAGGCGUUGCAGAGACUAGAGGGGACGUCUCCGGAUUCUACGUCUAGCACUUCGUUGUCUUCUGCGAAUCAGUCACCGGAGAGAGGCAGGAGAACAGAGAGGGGUGGGGAUGGAGGUAGAAGUACUUGGGGUUGGAGGUUUGACUAG
Neurospora tetrasperma FGSC 2508 is the source of this 4656-nucleotide messenger RNA. RefSeq lists its product as uncharacterized. The transcript is spliced from 4 exons. Gene Ontology annotation, molecular function: ABC-type transporter activity; ATP hydrolysis activity; ATP binding. The record is from RefSeq and is a predicted model, not a curated record. Lineage: Eukaryota; Fungi; Ascomycota; Sordariomycetes; Sordariales; Sordariaceae. Bases 1 to 4656 code for a protein of 1551 amino acids. Gene Ontology annotation, cellular component: membrane. Gene Ontology annotation, biological process: transmembrane transport.